AUGCCAGCGGGAGUGAUGAUUCCGGCAAGAAACAUGCCAUCGAUGAUUGGCGUUAAUGGAAAUGUUGGUGGGUUUGGAUCAUCUUCAGGACUUACUCUUGGUCAGCCAAACAUGAUGGAAGGUCAGCUUCACCAUCUAGACAUGACACAAAACACAUCUGAAGGCGACAUGGCUCGAAUCAGAGAUGAGGAGUUUGAUAGUACCAACACUAAAUCUGGCAGUGAGAACCAAGAUGGAGCAUCCGGUGAUGAUCAAGAUCCACGCCCCAAAAAGAAGCGCUACCAUCGCCAUACUCAGCAUCAGAUCCAAGAAAUGGAAGCUUUCUUCAAAGAAUGUCCACACCCAGAUGACAAGCAAAGGAAGGAGUUAAGCCGAGAAUUAGGGUUAGAGCCAUUGCAAGUCAAAUUUUGGUUCCAAAAUAAGCGCACCCAAAUGAAGACCCAGCAUGAGCGCCAUGAAAAUACACAGCUUCGAACUGAGAAUGAAAAGCUUAGGGCUGACAACAUGCGGUACAGAGAAGCUCUUAGCAAUGCCUCGUGUCCUAAUUGUGGGGGGCCUACAGCCCUUGGAGAGAUGUCCUUUGAUGAACAUCAUUUGAGGCUUGAAAAUGCCAGAUUAAGAGAAGAGAUCGACCGCAUUUCAGCGAUUGCUGCUAAGUAUGUGGGCAAGCCUGUGGUGAACUAUCCACUUAUAUCGGCUUCGAUGCCUCCACGUCCGCUUGACCUUGGUGUUGGGAAUUUUGGCGGACAACCAGGCAUUGGAGGGGAGAUUUAUGGAGCAGGAGAGUUACUUAGGUCGAUAAGUGCCCCUACUGAGGCUGAUAAGCCCAUGAUAAUUGAGCUUGCAGUUGCAGCCAUGGAGGAGCUAAUUAGAAUGGCCCAAAUGGAUGAACCCUUAUGGAUGAGCAGCCUUGAUGGAACAAAUGCGGUAUUGAAUGAAGAUGAAUACGUAAGGAUAUUUCCUCGAGGUAUUGGGCCAAAACCUGCUGGUUUUAAAUGCGAGGCUUCAAGGGAGUCUGCUGUUGUUAUCAUGAACCACAUCAACCUUGUUGAGUAUCUCAUGGACGUGAAUCAGUGGUCUACAUUGUUUUCGGGCAUUGUUUCAAGAGCUUUGACUUUGGAAGUGUUGUCAACAGGAGUUGCAGGGAACUAUAAUGGUGCCUUGCAAGUGAUGACAGCUGAAUUUCAACUUCCAACUCCACUUGUUCCUACUCGUGAAAGUUACUACGUGAGGUACUGUAAACAACAUGCGGAUGGGACUUGGGCGGUGGUUGAUGUUUCAUUGGACAAUUUACGCCCUAGUCCAUCAGCAAGAUGUCGAAGAAGGCCAUCUGGCUGUUUAAUUCAAGAAAUGCCUAAUGGAUACUCAAAGGUUACAUGGGUUGAACAUGUAGAAGUGGAUGAUAGAGGUGUUCAUAAUCUAUACAAGCAACUAGUUAGCUCAGGACAUGCUUUCGGGGCAACACGUUGGGUGGCAACCCUAGAUCGGCAAUGCGAGCGCCUUGCCAGUGCCAUGGCAACAAACAUUCCUGCUGGUGAAGUUGGUGUGAUUAUUAAUCAAGAAGGGAGAAAGAGCAUGAUGAAGCUUGCAGAGAGAAUGGUGAUAAGCUUCUGUGCUGGAGUGAGCGCCUCUACUGCCCACACUUGGACUACGCUGUCUGGAACUGGAGCCGACGAUGUUAGGGUUAUGACAAGGAAGAGUGUAGAUGAUCCAGGGAGGCCUCCUGGGAUUGUGCUUAGUGCUGCAACUUCCUUCUGGAUUCCAGUUCCACCAAGGAGGGUUUUUGAUUUUCUUCGUGAUGAGAACACUCGAAACGAGUGGGAUAUUCUAUCAAAUGGUGGAGUUGUCCAAGAAAUGGCACACAUUGCUAAUGGCCGGGAAACAGGCAAUUGUGUAUCUCUACUUCGAGUUAAUAGCGCGAAUUCGAGCCAGAGCAACAUGCUGAUUUUACAAGAGAGUUGCACUGAUCAAACAGCCUCUUUCGUAAUCUAUGCACCUGUUGAUAUCGUUGCAAUGAACGUAGUGCUUAACGGUGGGGAUCCAGAUUACGUGGCACUUCUUCCUUCAGGGUUUGCUAUUCUUCCUGAUGGAACUGCAGCACAUGGAGGAGGCAUGGAAGAGUCAGCCGGUGGAUCUCUUCUGACUGUUGCAUUCCAGAUUUUGGUUGAUUCAGUUCCUACCGCAAAAUUAUCUCUUGGAUCGGUUGCAACUGUUAACAACUUGAUUGCAUGCACUGUGGAGAGGAUUAAGGCUUCUUUAUCAUGCGAAUCUGCAUGA
Messenger RNA from Dovyalis caffra, 2277 nucleotides. Lineage: Eukaryota; Viridiplantae; Streptophyta; Magnoliopsida; Malpighiales; Salicaceae. The record is from the annotation of a GenBank genome assembly.